AUGAUUGCCCAACGCGUUUUGCAAUGCACACCAAUGACUAUCGUUCGUUCAACAGUUUGCCGCUUUUCAAUGGAUCCGUUAGAGAGGAAAAUGGCGCAGAAGCGGGCGGAAGUUGUUGCUCAACAAAACCAAGAGGAUUCGAUGAAAUAUGCGACGAAGACGGAUUUCCAGCAAAAUGUUCAGGAUACCCGACAUGCAGGUGCCGCUUGCGCUGAAACUGGACAAGUGCCGACGCGAUGGCAACGUCGUUUCUUGGUCAUUACCAAGCUUUACCCGAAUAUUGAGUCGAUUCCGCCAUACGUUCACAAUGGCACCAUGAAUCGAAUGCACGAUCGAAUGCGGGUGGUAUUCAUUGUCGUCGCCACCGGCUUCUUCUUCUCGAUCUUCUAUGCCGCUGAAUUGCUUUUGGAUAAGCGAAUUCAGCAAGACCGAAGAGCUGGUGUAGUUGUUACGAAAAUGUGA
Molecule: messenger RNA, 462 nt
Organism: Caenorhabditis bovis
Lineage: Eukaryota; Metazoa; Nematoda; Chromadorea; Rhabditida; Rhabditidae
Source: the annotation of a GenBank genome assembly